AUGGAAAAGAAGAAUAACUUGUGUAUGCACACCAUUGCAAUAACUUUUGCUCUGGUGGUUGCUGUUUUGUCUUUUGUAUGCUCAAUUGUAGUAUACUACGAAACACAAAAACAAGAUAGUGGGCCAGUCGAACUGGACGCUAAAGUAGUCCAAUUGAAUGAUGAACUGCACCAAGUGAAAUACGAUCUCGUUCAAGUAACUGAUGAGCUUAUUCAGGUCAAACAUGAACUUGGCAAAGUCAAAGAUGAGUUGCUUCAACAACAAAACGAAUCUCGUAAUGAAGUUCUUGACCUUCAUGUCGAAUGUCUGAAAGUAAAGAAUGAACAAAAAGAGGCGCAGUUACGUAUUGGUGAACUGGAAACACAAAUACAGUAUUUGACGGGCACCAAAGAUCAGAAUGAUGAAAAAACGUAUUUUAACACAACAUUGAACAGAAUAAAACGACAAACGACAGCAGCAGUUGCAGGCUGCAAUUGCAAUGGUCGUGAUGGUAGAGAUGGAUUAGUUGGACCACAAGGGCCACCCGGCCCAGAAGGCAAACCAGGUCCCCAAGGUACCCCGGGGGCACAAGGUACACCUGGAGUGCAGGGAGCAGCUGGCAGAGAUGGUAGGGAUGUUGUAAUUGGACAGGGCUUAUCCAUUAGUGAUAUGAGUAACUUACUUGAACAGCUACAUAUUGCUGCACCAUGCAGAAACAAAUCCACUGGUGCGCAGGGUCCCCCUGGUCCCCGAGGCCCACGAGGUCUAGCAGGUGGCGCUGUUUAUACAAGAUGGGGGAGAACAACAUGCCCCAGUGGUGUUGAGAAAGUGUAUUCGGGUAUCAUCGGAAAUUCACAUUAUACCAACACGGGAUCAGGAGGUAACUAUCUGUGUCUACCCAUGGAACCUGAGUGGGGAUACACUAUGGCUGGUACACAAUCAGGCACUUAUAUCUAUGGAGUAGAGUAUGAGGUUCAGUAUGCAAACAAUCCGUUUCUUACUGACAACUUUCCCGACCCUACACAACCGGCUAGUUGGCUCCAUGAACAAGAUGCAGUAUGUGCUGUUUGUAGAGUUCCCGAGAGGAGCAGCCAUUUUAUGCUACCUGCAAUGAAAACAUGCCCCGAUUCUUGGAUUAAGGAAUACAAUGGAUACUUAAUGAGUAUGCAUAACAAUUUCCAUAAAACAGAGUUUAUAUGUGUAGACGAAUCUCCCGAAGCUGAUGAGGGAGGUCAUGAAAACAAGAAUGGGGGUCUUCUGUAUGUGAGAGACCUUACAGAAUACUUUAUAGAGGGACAUUAUACAGAAUACCUUAUAGAGAGACUUUAUACCGAAUACCUUAUAGAGAGACAUUAUACAGAAUACCUUAUAGAGAGACUUUAUACAGAAUACCUUAUAGAGAGACAUUAUCCAGACUACCUUAUAGAGAGACAUUAUACAGAAUACUUUGUAGAGAGAUAUUAUACAGAAUACCCUAUAGAGAGACAUUAUACAGAAUACCAUAUAGAGAGACAUUAUACAGAAUACCUUAUAGAGAAUCCUUAUACAGAAUACCUUAUAGAGAGAGCUUAUACAGAAUACUUUUUAGAGAGACAUUAUACAGAAUACCCUAUAGAGAGACAUUAUACAGAAUACCCUAUAGAGAGACAUUAUACAGAAUACCUUAUAGAGAAUCCUUAUACAGAAUACCUUAUAGAGAGACAUUAUACAGAAUACCUUAUAGAGAGACCUUUUACAGUAUACUUGAAAGAGAGACAUUAUACAGAAUACCUUAUAGAGAGACAUUAUACAGAAUACUUUAUAGAGAGACAUUAUACAGAAUGCCUUAUAGAGAAACCUUAUACAGAUACAACAGUGGGUCUAAUUGGACAGGGGUUAUCCAUUAGCGAUAUGAGUAACUUACUUGAACAGCUACAUAUUGCUGCACCAUACAGUAACAAAUCCACUGGUGCGCAGGGUCCCCCUGGGCCCCCAGUCCCAAGAGGUCUAGCAGGUGGCGCUGUUUAUACAAGAUGGGGGAGAACAACAUGCCCAAGUGGUGUUGAGAAAGUGUAUUCAGGUGUGUAA
This is a messenger RNA of Owenia fusiformis, 2046 nucleotides long. The record is from the annotation of a GenBank genome assembly. Lineage: Eukaryota; Metazoa; Annelida; Polychaeta; Sabellida; Oweniidae.